AUGAAAGCAAUAAAAACCAAUAAAGUUAGUUUGAUUUUUUUAAAUUAGGAUAUUUAAAAUGCAAUUAGGUUUUCCUUAUUGCUAUAAUGUGAAGAUGCCAGAUAGUUAAGGGAAGCUUCAGCAGAAGAACUAAGGCAAAUCUUGUAGUUAGGGGAUUCAUCAAAUUUUAAAAAUGGUAAAAUACAAAAUGUCAUGAGAUUAGUUUUUUAACAUUUACAUAUAAUAUAGGAGAAAUGGGGGCUAAGAAAUGGCAUAGUAGAAAUUAAUCAUAUAUCAAUUAGAAUAAGAAUGGAUGGGCAUUAAGAAAUAUUUGGAAAAAUGAAAAAUAUUUCUAAAGAAGUUGGAAGGAGAGAAUUCUGAAAUCAAAUCACCAUUUUCAAGUUGACCAAGAAUGA
Paramecium octaurelia is the source of this 395-nucleotide messenger RNA. The record is from the annotation of a GenBank genome assembly. NCBI's taxonomy places the organism in Eukaryota, Ciliophora, Oligohymenophorea, Peniculida, Parameciidae.